AUGUUUAACCUCUUGCUUCUAGCCUGUAUUGUUGCAGGCGUGAUCUGGUUUCUCGCAACACCUUUGCGGACAGGACUAUGGCGCUUUCCAGGACCAUGGUAUCGUCGGUGUACAGAUCUAUUUCAGGUGCUCGACACAUACCAUGAGCGAACACGUCUGGCUAUCGCGGAACUGCACAGGGUGUAUGGCCCUGUGGUCCAAAUUGGUCCACGCACCCUCAUUUUCUGCGACCCGGCCAUGGUUGACGAAGUGUAUGGCACCAGGUCACCACUUCCUAAAAGCCAUCACUUUAAGCCAUUGCGACAUGAGCUCAACGGGGUUGUUUAUCCGAAUAUCGUGGUAAUGGAGACGACCAGAGAACAUGCGGCUAUUAAACGACCGAUUGCGGGCAUCUAUUCCAUGUCUAAUGUCACGAAGUCGGAACGUUUCAUCGACGAGUGCAUCCUUCAGUUCGUCCACCAGCUCGACCAGGAGUUCAACAGCAAAGGGAGGACGAUGCCCGUUUAUCAAUGGGCGCACUUUUUUGCGUACGAUACGAUAAUGAGGGUUACCGCAUCCGUGGACUUCGGACUUAUUCGAGGUGAAGCUGAUCGAGAGGGCAUGUUCAAGGGCCUACAUGAAGCUCAAAAAUUCGGAGCCACGGAUGUCUGCAUGCCUUGGAUGUACGCAGUUCUCAAGAGGACCCCACUGGCCAGUAUGAUGGUUAAACGCAUGGGGUCCUUCCCACGUCGAGCACGCGAACUAAUCCAAAGCAGGAGGGCGAUGGGGGUAUCGACAACAAGGACCAGUGACCGUGAGGACCUCCUUGACCAGCUCCUCGAGACGAAGGAGAAGUUUCCAUAG
Cladophialophora psammophila CBS 110553 is the source of this 843-nucleotide messenger RNA. RefSeq lists its product as uncharacterized. The record is from RefSeq and is a predicted model, not a curated record. Bases 1 to 843 code for a protein of 280 amino acids. NCBI's taxonomy places the organism in Eukaryota, Fungi, Ascomycota, Eurotiomycetes, Chaetothyriales, Herpotrichiellaceae. The transcript is spliced from 5 exons. Gene Ontology annotation, molecular function: oxidoreductase activity, acting on paired donors, with incorporation or reduction of molecular oxygen; iron ion binding; monooxygenase activity.